This is a messenger RNA of Ruditapes philippinarum (Manila clam), 1610 nucleotides long. RefSeq lists its product as uncharacterized. Lineage: Eukaryota; Metazoa; Mollusca; Bivalvia; Venerida; Veneridae. The transcript has 6 exons. Bases 110 to 1519 code for a protein of 469 amino acids. The record is from RefSeq and is a predicted model, not a curated record.
AUGUAAAUCAGAUCCCGGAAUUACGCGCUCUCAGUAGUACAAAAACAAACGAAUAAAACAUUAUGUUGUAUUUACUGCGUGGAAGCACUCAAGAAAGUUGGAAAAUAAAAUGACGAAAACAGCAAGUUAUAUGUGUCUUAUGGUGUUUGGACUUUUUGUUGUCACACAUUUAACAACAGGACAAAAAGAAGCUACUCAAAAAAUAGCGCCUGGCUCGGCUGCUGGAACGUCAGCGUCACCUACCAAGUCAUCUCCUACAACCCCUGUAAAAGUCACAUCUACAGGGACACCUGUCAAAGUCACAUCUACUGGGGCACCUGUGAAAGUUACAUCUACCGGAGCACCUGUAAAAGUCACAUCUACCGGGGCACCUGUGAAAGUUACAUCUACCGGAGCACCUGUCAAAGUCACAUCUACCGGGGCACCUGUAAAAGUCACAUCUACCGGGGCACCUGUGAAAGUUACAUCUACCAGAGCACCUGUAAAAGCCACAUCUACCGGGGCACCUGUGAAAGUCACAUCUACUGGGGCACCUGUAAAAGCCACCUCUACUGGGGCACCUGUAAAAGCCACUUCUACCGGGGCACCUGUCAAAGUCACAUCUACCGGGGCACCUGUCAAAGUCACAUCUACCGGGGCACCUGUCAAAGUCACAUCUACCGGGGCACCUGUCAAAGUCACAUCUACUGGAGCUCCUGUUAAAGUCACAUCCACAGGGUCACCGGCCAAAGCAACUUCUACAGCGUCACCGGUUAAAGCGACAACUACCAAAGCACCUGUUAAAGCAACUUCUACCGGGGCACCUGUCAAAGUCACAUCUACUGGAGCUCCUGUUAAAGUCACAUCCACAGGGUCACCGGUCAAAGCAACUUCUACAGCGUCACCGGUUAAAGCGACAACUACCAAAGCUCCUGUUAAAGCAACUUCUACAAAAGCACCUGUUAAAGCAACAACUACCAAAGCACCUGUUAAAGCAACAACAAGCGGGGCAACGACCAAAGCGACAUCUACCGUUACAACAGCAACACCCAUAUCGCCCUGUCCUGUCGGUAAAUACAAUCAGUUAAGUGAAACAGUGACCUUCACACUGGACGAAAAAGAAUGUCUUAUAACCGUGUACCUCGCUAAAUCAUCUAAGGAUAAGGGAGCUAUAAAGGGAACUUCAAAGGAUAAACAAGGCAAAAAAGAAAAAAAAUCAAAGGAAGGAAAAUCAGAGACAAAGGAUAAACAAGGCAAAAAAGAAAAAAAAUCAAAGGAAGGAAAAUCAGAGACAAAGAAGAAAAGUAAAAGUGGGGAAAAGGCUGAAGUGGAAAGAGAAAGAUAUAUAGAAAGACGUGUAUCAGUUGGUCCUACACCAGGUCGAGAGGUUGAUAUGUGUGGGGAAGUUGUUGCUAAGAGAUCAGGAAGGGGGACAUAUACUAUACGGACAGGUGACUGUAUCAUGACCAUACAACGACGGAACAAAAAGAGCAAGGGGAGACAGCCUAUAAUAAAGUCAGAGAAGGUUCAACGGCGUUAAGUUGAGAGAAGUGAGCUUUCUUGUUGUAUAUAAUUCCAUAUUUUUUCAUGUUGUAUUUUGAAUUAAUGUUAUUAAAAUAAAACAAAUUUUA